UUCCUCUCGACCACACCUGCAACUCAUCACCCACCAUGGCUGACUACACCUAUCAAUAUCUCAAUGUCACCUUUCCCCCCGAACACCAAUAUGUCGCCCACGUGGAGAUCAACCGUCCCGACAAACUAAAUGCCUUUAUCGAAGCCAUGUGGCUCGAACUGUCCGCCAUCUUCACGCGCCUCUCCUCCGACCCAUCCGUCCGCGCCAUUGUCCUCACCGGCGCCGGCGACCGCGCCUUCACCGCCGGCCUCGACGUCAAAGCCGCCUCCGAAGGCCUCCUCUCCGAUUCGCCCGGACAGCCCGACCUCGAUUCCGCCCGCCGCGCCACCCCUCUCCGCCGUCACAUCGCGUCCAUCCAAGACUGCAUCUCGUCGAUCGAAAAAUGCGAGAAGCCCGUCAUCGUGGCCCUACAUGGCAUCGCCCUGGGUCUAGCCAUCGACAUCAGCGUGGCCGCCGACGUGCGGGUGUGCUCCGCCGACGUGCGGCUCGCCGUGAAGGAGGUGGACAUCGGACUGGCGGCGGAUAUCGGGACGUUGAGUCGGUUGCCCAAGGUGGUGGGGAACUUCGGGUGGGUGAAGGAGGUGGCCUUGACGGCGCGGGUGUUUGGCGCGGACGAGGCCUUGCGCGUCGGGUUGGUGAAUCGCGUGUUUGAGAAUAAGGCGGAGACUGUCCGGGGAGCGUUGGAGUUGGCGGGGCUGAUCGCCACCAAGAGUCCGGUAGCGGUGCAGGGGACGAAGGAGUUGUUGAAUUAUUCAAGGGAUCAUACGGUGCAGGAGGGAUUGCGGUAUACGACGGUCUGGAACAGUGCGAUGCUGCAGACCAAGGAUGUCUCGGCGGCGCUGUUGUCGGGGAUUCAGAGGAGGAAGCCGACGUUUGAGAAGUUGUAGGAUAUGUCUCACAUCUGUAUAUUCCUGGAGCUCGCUAGCUCGAGAUCUCCGAUUCAAUUGAUUUUUGUCUUCGCUUCUGAAUGAAAAGUGCUGCUGUUCCGAU
Messenger RNA from Aspergillus ibericus CBS 121593, 990 nucleotides. Its product is annotated as enoyl-CoA hydratase/isomerase family protein. The record is from RefSeq and is a predicted model, not a curated record. Gene Ontology annotation, molecular function: delta(3,5)-delta(2,4)-dienoyl-CoA isomerase activity. The coding region runs from base 36 to 887 and encodes 283 amino acids. The transcript has 3 exons. Gene Ontology annotation, cellular component: mitochondrion. NCBI's taxonomy places the organism in Eukaryota, Fungi, Ascomycota, Eurotiomycetes, Eurotiales, Aspergillaceae.